Messenger RNA from Calidris pugnax (ruff), 1473 nucleotides. RefSeq names its product nuclear envelope integral membrane protein 2-like. Lineage: Eukaryota; Metazoa; Chordata; Aves; Charadriiformes; Scolopacidae. Gene Ontology annotation, cellular component: nuclear envelope. The transcript has 9 exons. Bases 32 to 1384 code for a protein of 450 amino acids. The record is from RefSeq and is a predicted model, not a curated record.
UUGGGGCGAGGCCGGAGCCGGCGGCCGCCACAUGAGUCCCCGCCGCCGCGCCCGGCCGGUGCCCGCCGUGCUCCUCCUCCUCCUCCUGCUGGGGCUGGGCCGGGGCAGCGGGGAGGCGCCAUCAGCAGGUAGAAACUGUAGCUUUUUGCAGGAAAUGGAUGUCAUCCAGAAACAGGAUGAAAAGUGUUACUGCUAUGUGCAAAACAGAACCAUUCGCUUACAGUACAUCUGGUCGACUCUUCAGGUGAAAGUUAACAGCACAGAAAUGUUCAGGUUUGAGCCUAUGUCAGAAAAAAGCAACUGUCGUAAUUCAGAAACUGUUUUUGAGUUUGCUGCCUGUGCUGUUCAAAUCUUCUGGAAACCAGAGACAUCUAAAGAAACUUUCAUAAGCAUAAAACAAUAUGGAGAAGAUAUUUGUUUCAAAAUACAGCCCUUCAAAACUGAACCAUACACUGUGAGUGUGAAGCGAGAAAUGCUAGAUGGAAAGCUCUUGGUUUUGUUUGUAGCUGGAAUUUUUCUGUUCCAUUUUGCAAACAGCCUGAGCAGGAGUACCAAGUUCUUUUACCUUUCUGGAAUAAUACUGGGUGUUCUUGCUCUGCUAGUUUUUGUCCUGCUGACACUAAAAAGGUUUAUUCCAAGGCACAGUACCUUCUGGAUCUUAAUGAUUGGCUGCUGGAUGUCCUCUCUCUAUUUUAUUUACUGCUUCAAAGAGAAUAUGCAGUGGUUGUGGUCUGAACACAGAAACUACUUGUUGGGGUAUUUCCUGGCUGUUGGAAUUGCCAGCUUUGCCACAUGCUAUCAGCACGGACCGCUUACCACUGAAGUGAGCAUAACCUUGUUUACGUGGACGCUACAAUUAACAGCCUUUGUCUUGAUUUAUUGUGGUGUCACCAUACCUCAAGUGGCGUAUGCAGUGAUAGCGGUCAGCCUCUGCUCCAAAGGCCUGGGUUACCCCCUCGGUGCUGCUUGGCACAUGGGCAGAAAAGUGAAGAACCACUUUAAAUCAAAAAAGUUAGUGUUUAAAUACCUUACUGAAGAGGAGUAUCGAGAACAAGGUGAAACAGAAACUGUCAGAGCUCUGGGGGAGCUACGCUCAUUCUGCAGGAACCCUGACUUCCCAUCAUGGUUAGCUGUAUCCAGACUCCAGUCCCCACACAGGUUUGCAGGUUUUGUUCUGGGCUCUCCCCACGUCUCACCUGCAGAAACAAAGGCGCACGAUGAGGAAUACGGCAUUGGGAGCUGCUUCUUGGAAGAGCAGCUCUUUGAGACCAGGGCAGGAUCUGAGCAAGAUGAACCAGCCAAUUCCAUCCAUGAGGGAGAUGAGGAGGAUGAAGAUGAAAUGCAUAAGCAAAUUCCAUUUCCAUAUGCUACAGAGUUGCUCUGAGCUUUGGGAAAUAACCAAAAAAAAAAAGCAGGGAAAACACAUUUGUCCUAGAAAGGAAGAAUACAGACUAAGAGAUCACGCUUGGUGAU